Messenger RNA from Dipodomys spectabilis (banner-tailed kangaroo rat), 2189 nucleotides. It is a transcript of the gene Nudcd1, whose product is annotated as NudC domain containing 1. Lineage: Eukaryota; Metazoa; Chordata; Mammalia; Rodentia; Heteromyidae. The coding region runs from base 97 to 1848 and encodes 583 amino acids. The record is from RefSeq and is a predicted model, not a curated record. The transcript has 10 exons.
GGGAACCACGCCGGCUCCCCAGCCUCAGUUCCCGGAGCCGGCGCGGACCUUUCAACCAGAGCUCUGUUAGUUCUUAGGCCGAGACUGUAGCCAGCGAUGGAGGUGGCGGCUAAUUGUUCCCUACGGGUGAAGAGGCCUCUGCUGGAUCCCCGCUUCGAGGGUUACAAGCUGUCUCUCGAGCCGCUACCGUGUUAUCAGCUGGAGCUUGACGCAGCUGUGGCAGAAGUAAAACUUCGAGAUGAUCAAUAUACCUUGGACCACAUGCAUGCUUUUGGAAUGUAUAAUUACCUACACCAUGAUUCAUGGUACCAAGAUAGUGUCUACUACAUUGAUAACCUUGGAAGAAUCAUGAAUUUAACAGUGAUGCUGGACACUGCUUUAGGAAAACCACGGGAGGUGUUUCGACUUCCUACAGAUUUGACAGCAUAUGACAAUCGCCUUUGUUCAUCUAUCCACUUCUCAUCUUCCUCGUGGGUUACGUUGUCAGAUGGUACUGGAAGACUGUAUGUCAUUGCAACAGGUGAACGUGGAAAUAGUGCUUCUGAGAAAUGGGAGAUUAUGUUUAAUGAAGAGCUGGGGGAUCCCUUUAUUAUAGUUCACAGCAUCUCAUUGCUGAAACCUGAAGAACAUUCAAUAGCUACCCUACUUCUUCGAAUAGAGAAAGAGGAAUCGGAUUUCAAAGGAAGUGGUUUCUAUGUUUCUUUGGAGUGGGUCACUAUCAGUAAGAAAAAUAAAGAUAAUGAAAAAUAUGAAAUUACUAAGCGUGACAUUCUCCGCGGGAAGUCAGUGCCACAUUAUGCUGCUAUUGAGCCCAAUGGAAAUGGUCUGAUGAUUGUCUCCUACAAGUCUUUCAAAUUUGUUCAGGCUGGUCAUGAUCUUGAAGAAACUAUGGAAGAAGACAUGCCAGAGAAAAUCAAAGAACCUCUGUAUUACUGGCAACAGAGUGAAGACGAUGUGACAGUAACAGUGCGGCUUCCCGAAGACAGUACUAAGGAAGACGUUCAAGUACAAUUUUUACCUGAUAACAUCAGCAUCAUGCUGAAGGGUCUCCAAAUUUUAGAAGGAAAACUAUUUUCAUCUGUUGAUCAUGAAAGCAGUACAUGGAUAAUUAAAGAGAAUAAUAGCUUGGAGAUUUCCUUGAUUAAGAAGAAUGAAGGACUCACAUGGCCAGAGCUAGUGGUUGGUGAUAAACAGGGGGAACUUUUAAGAGACGCAGCCCAAUGUGCUGUAAUUGCUGAGCGUUUGAUGCAUUUGACUUCUGAGGAACUGAAUCCAAAUCCAGAUAAAGAAAAACCUCCUUGUAAUGCUCAAGAGUUAGAAGAAUGUGAUAUUUUCUUUGAAGAGAGUUCUAGUUUAUGCAGAUUUGAUGGCAGUUCAUUGAAAACUACUCAUGUGGUGAAUCUUGGGAGCAACCAGUACCUUUUCUCUGUCAUAGUGGAUCCUAAAGAAAUGCCCUGCUUCUGUUUGCGCCAUGAUGUCGAUGCCCUUCUCUGGCAACCUCGCUCUGGCAAACAAGAUGAUAUGUGGGAACACAUAGCAACCUUCAAUGCUCUAGGUUAUGUGCAAGCAUCAAAGAGAGACAAAAAAUUUUUUGCCUGUGCUCCAAAUUACUCCUAUGCUGCCCUUUGUGAGUGCCUUCGCCGAGUAUUCAUCUAUCGCCAGCCUGCUCCCAUGUCUACUGUGCUCUACAACAGAAAGGAAGGCAGGCAUGUAGGGCAGGUUGCUAAGCAGCAAGUUGCAAGCCUAGAGACCAAUGAUCCUAUUUUAGGCUUUCAGGCAACAAAUGAGAGAUUAUUCGUUCUCACGACCAAAAACCUCUUUUUAAUAAAAGUAAAUGCAGAGAAUUAACUUCUUCAACAUGUUAGCAGGCUAUAAUAGAAAGCAUUCAUUGGUACCUAGAGGAUUAAGCAGUUGUACUGUGUAACUUGUUACGUUUUCAUGUGUUAAAUAAAAAUAUCUUGAAUGAAUUUUUAUUUUUUAAAUGAUAUUAGAAAUAUAGUUAAAAGAUUAUGAUUCUGUAAAAGCUGUAAAAUGAAGCUACAGAUUUGGGAAAUAUUGGCUUCUAUAAAAAACAUAAAGAUAGUAUUGGCUAGUGUAAUUAUUUUUAAAAUAUAGAGGCUAGAAUCUUUUAUAUGAAACAUGUACAGUUUAGUGUUUAAAAAUAAAAAUAUUUAUCAUAUACUUAAUAU